This is a messenger RNA of Glossina fuscipes, 923 nucleotides long. It is a transcript of the gene Rac2, whose product is annotated as ras-related protein Rac1. Gene Ontology annotation, cellular component: cytoskeleton; cytoplasmic vesicle; cell cortex. The coding region runs from base 283 to 861 and encodes 192 amino acids. Lineage: Eukaryota; Metazoa; Arthropoda; Insecta; Diptera; Glossinidae. The record is from RefSeq and is a predicted model, not a curated record. Gene Ontology annotation, biological process: establishment or maintenance of cell polarity; motor neuron axon guidance; regulation of actin cytoskeleton organization. Gene Ontology annotation, molecular function: protein kinase binding; GTPase activity; GTP binding. The transcript has a single exon.
UUGAUUUUUUUUUUUUUUUUUUUAGUUCCAGCAGAGAUUUCAAACUGUUUGGUUGCGCUUGAGUAUCGUUGUAAUUGUAAUUGUAUCGGUUAGAUACCAAAGCAAAACUGAAACUUGCACGGAAUUACUCAUUUUGUUCAUAAAGACAGAUUAAUUAAAAUAAUACAAUAUCAUUAUAUAAAAAAAUAUAUAGACAUAUAUGUACUUGAAGUAUUUGAGUUAACAUAUUUUUGAAGAAAAAAAAAAAUAAUAAAUUAAAAAAUAAAUUAUACACUUUAAAAUAUGCAAGCUAUUAAGUGUGUGGUGGUUGGCGAUGGUGCCGUGGGUAAAACAUGUUUACUAAUCAGUUACACAACCAAUGCGUUCCCUGGAGAAUAUAUACCAACAGUAUUUGAUAACUAUUCAGCUAAUGUUAUGGUUGAUGCUAAACCAAUUAAUUUGGGUCUUUGGGAUACGGCCGGCCAAGAGGAUUACGAUCGUUUGAGACCUUUGUCUUAUCCCCAAACUGAUGUAUUUCUAAUUUGCUUUUCUUUGGUAAAUCCAGCUUCAUUUGAGAAUGUACGGGCUAAAUGGUAUCCUGAAGUACGUCAUCACUGUCCUAAUGUGCCAAUCAUUCUAGUGGGUACAAAGUUAGAUUUACGCGACGAUAAGGCGACCAUAGAAAAGUUGAAAGAUAAAAAACUAACACCCAUUACAUAUCCACAAGGCUUAGCCAUGGCGAAAGAGAUCGGUGCUGUCAAAUAUUUAGAAUGUUCAGCCCUAACGCAAAAAGGGCUUAAAACUGUCUUCGAUGAGGCCAUACGUUCCGUAUUAUGCCCAGUUAUGCGUGUCAAGAGAUCACGUAAAUGUAUAUUAUUGUAAAUUAUUUAUAAGUUGUGUGUGUGUGUGUGUAAGAAAAUUUAUUAUGCAAAUAAAAAAAACUA